This is a messenger RNA of Myodes glareolus (Bank vole), 2330 nucleotides long. It is a transcript of the gene Fmo1, whose product is annotated as flavin containing dimethylaniline monoxygenase 1. NCBI's taxonomy places the organism in Eukaryota, Metazoa, Chordata, Mammalia, Rodentia, Cricetidae. Gene Ontology annotation, molecular function: N,N-dimethylaniline monooxygenase activity; NADP binding; flavin adenine dinucleotide binding. The record is from RefSeq and is a predicted model, not a curated record.
UUCCUCCUCUGGAUGCAGUAGGUGGAGCUGAGGUCUUCCUGUUUUGUUAUUGUCCAUCAGAGGAAAAUCGUCUCCGCAGAACACAGAUCCCUCAGCCAGUGACCCUGGAGGAACUGGGCUGCCAUCCCUUGCUCCACAGUAAGAAAGGGAGCUGAGUCCUUGUCCUGGGAGUGUAAAGUCAGAUUACUAAACUUCUGUGUUCACUGCAUGCUCUGGGAUUGGAGCCGGAGGAUGGAUACAAGCCAGUUCAGAAUGCAAGACUCUGCCCACCCACCAGAGGGUCUGGUUUCAGCCGCUCUGCCAGAAGCUACAAUUGCAUUAAAGACCACGAGAACAUGGCGAAGCGAGUGGCCAUCGUGGGAGCCGGGGUCAGUGGCCUGGCCUCCAUCAAGUGCUGCCUGGAGGAGGGACUGGAGCCCACCUGCUUCGAGAGGAGCGAUGACCUGGGAGGACUUUGGAGAUUCACCGAACAUGUUGAAGAAGGCAGAGCCAGUCUUUACAAGUCUGUGGUUUCUAACAGUAGCAAGGAGAUGUCUUGUUACUCAGAUUUUCCAUUCCCAGAAGACUACCCAAACUUUGUACCAAAUUCUCUGUUCCUGGAAUAUCUCAAGCUAUAUGCAAGCCGGUUCAACCUUCUGAAAUGCAUUCAGUUCAAGACCAAAGUAUGCAGUGUAACAAAAUGCCCAGAUUUUGCUACCUCUGGACAAUGGGAAGUGGUCACUCUCCAUGAAGGGAAGCAAAGCUCAGCUAUAUUUGAUGCUGUUAUGGUCUGCACCGGUUUUCUAACGAAUCCUUACUUGCCCCUGGAUUCCUUUCCAGGCCUAAAAAAUUUUAAAGGACAGUACUUCCACAGCCGACAAUAUAAACAUCCGGACAUAUUUAAGGACAAGCGAGUCCUUGUGGUUGGAAUGGGAAAUUCUGGCACAGAUAUUGCAGUGGAGGCCAGUCAUUUAGCAAAAAAGGUGUUCCUCAGCACCACCGGAGGGGCAUGGGUGAUCAGCCGUGUCUUUGAUUCAGGUUACCCGUGGGACAUGAUAUUCAUGACACGAUUUCAGAACAUGGUCAGAAAUUUUCUUCCAACUCCAAUUGUGAGUUGGUUGAUAUCAAAAAAGAUGAACAGCUGGUUCAACCAUGUGAAUUACGGUGUGGCUCCCGAAGACAGGACUCAGCUGAGAGAGCCUGUGCUAAACGAUGAGCUUCCAGGCCGUAUCAUCACUGGGAAAGUGUUGAUCAAGCCAAGUAUCAAGGAGGUGAAGGAAAACUCGGUCAUCUUUAACAACACCCCAAAGGAAGAGCCUAUCGAUAUCAUCAUCUUUGCCACUGGAUAUACCUUUGCUUUCCCCUUCCUCGACGAAUCUGUAGUGAAAGUUGAGGAUGGCCAAGCAUCACUGUACAAGUACAUCUUGCCUGCACAUCUGCCCAAACCAACUCUGGCUGUGAUUGGCCUCAUCAAACCCCUGGGCUCCAUGAUACCCACAGGAGAAACACAAGCACGAUGGGUGGUUCAGGUCCUAAAAGGUGCGGCCACAGUACCACCCCCAAGUGUCAUGACGGCAGAAGUCAAUGAAAGGAAGAAAAACAAGCACAGCGGGUUUGGUUUGUGCUAUUGCAAGGCUUUGCAAUCAGACUAUAUAACAUACAUCGAUGACCUCCUGACCUCUAUCAAUGCAAAACCGGAUCUGCGGGCCAUGCUCCUGACCGAUCCACGCCUGGCUCUGAGCAUCUUCUUUGGCCCAUGCACACCAUAUCAUUUCCGCCUGACUGGUCCAGGAAAAUGGAAAGGAGCCAGAAAUGCCAUCUUGACCCAGUGGGACAGGGCGCUAAAAGCCACCAGAACUCGAAUUGUACCAGAGUCCCCAUCUCUCUUUGAAACUUUGUUCAAACUCUUUAGUUUUCUGGCCUUGCUUGUGGCUGUUUUCUUGGUUUUCCUGUAAGUGUGAAAUGGCCUUUCAGGUGCAAGGAGUGCUAUGAUCCAACUCCUCUAACGUAGUGAUUUUGCCUUCAUAGUCAUAAACUAUGUCCAGAGAGUGAAGCCCAAACCCUCCCCUUCCCAGCUCACCCCACUGGCACUCUGGUAUUUCCGAACCUCUAACAGCAUUAUCUAAUUCCAAAAGAUAAUGCCCAACCAUUUUGUUCUUUUAAGGUGCUAGGAGGAUCCAGACUCGUUUUGAGGGAGAAGCUGCCCCAGAGAACACUCUGAGUAUUCUUUCCCCUAAACACUCUUUUCCUGAAGCUUAAUGAAAACCCCUACCUCGCAGAAUCUUGGUUUGCACUCAGAUGGCUCUCUGUGUAUUGACUGACUAUAAAUAAAGUGGAAGAAACUUCUAGUA